AUGUUUGAGCCUGAAGAGCCUGAGAGCUACAAUGAGAACAAGAUGUGGUAUGCCCAGCUGGUAGGUCCAUCGCUGACGGAGUAUGGAAGCCAAAAGUGGCGAGCUGCUGUCGCAACACCGAGUGGAAUUCUCGCUUGCCCCCCCUGGAACGCGAGCCACGUUCUUCGGAUUGAUCCACGAGAGCCCCAGCAGAUCGAUGUGCAGAUUGUAGGUGCUGACUUGGGCAGUGGUGUGGGGAAAUGGAGGUCUGGAGUGUUUGGUGCGGACGGAAAUAUCUAUUGCCCUCCUUGGUUCGCUUCCCAUGUUCUGCGCAUUGAUCCAUUUGUCGGCACUUCAGAGCUUAUCGGCCCUGAAUUUGUGAUGCCAGAUCCCCUUGAGCUAGCCAAGGAGUUUGGUGAUAGUAUUGGACUGGGAGAUGGCGAAGCAGAUGACGAGCGCUGGGGGAAGUGGAUGGAUGGAGUUCUAAGCCCUGCUGGAAUCCUGUACUGUCAACCAUGGUGUUCCAAUCGCAUCUUGCGGGUCAAUACCAACACAGGGGAAGUCGACCUGAUUGGCCCAGACUUGGGCUGGGGGCCCGACAAGUACCGAGCAGCCAUUGUUGCAACCGACGGGGCAGUUUAUUGCCCUCCGCAUUCUGCCAGUCAUGUUCUGAGAAUAGACCUCUCCACCGGAGCCAUCAGCUUUAUAGGGCCCGACUACGGCAAGAGAAGGGGGAAGUGGUGGACUGGAGCAAUGAGUCUUGUGAACACCAUUUUAUGCCCUCCACAUUCUGCUGGACAGGUGCUUCAAAUUGAUGUCUUCCAGCAGAGAUGUUCCCUUGUGGGUCGAGACUUUGGUGAAGAUGAGGCCAAGUACCGUGCCAUCGUUCAAAGUAACGAUGGCUGUUUCUAUGGACCUCCGUGCAAUGCACCACAGGUCAUUUGCAUUGAUCCCAUUGCACCAGAUGCAGAUUUCAUAGGUCCAGACUUCUGUGCCGGCGGAUUCAAGUGGGUCACUGCCGGCUUGGGCGAAGAUGGCUGUGUCUACAGUCCACCAUGGCUGGCACACAAGGCUCUCCGGAUCGAUGUACCAAAUCGCUGGGCGAGACAAAUCGGCAAGAAUCAUGGAUGGGGAGGAGGGAAAUGGGAAGCCAUGUACGCUCAUGAGGAUGGCUUCUUCUAUUGUCCCCCUCUUUGCGCCACUGAUACGCUGAGUCUUGACACGGCCAUCGGGACAACAGAGUUGCUGGCACCUGAACUGGGCAAAACCGCCAAAAAGUGGCGGUGUGCUACAAGAUCUUGUAGAGGAGACCUUUUUUGUCCUCCUUUUGGACAUGAAAAGGUCUUGAGGCUCACCUUCAAGAGUUUGCAACUUGACAGUCGUUUCGGCCUCAAGAUUUGUUUCCAUUGGCACACUUGA
Molecule: messenger RNA, 1398 nt
Organism: Durusdinium trenchii
Lineage: Eukaryota; Dinophyceae; Suessiales; Symbiodiniaceae
Source: the annotation of a GenBank genome assembly